Messenger RNA from Mucor mucedo, 1705 nucleotides. RefSeq names its product chitin deacetylase. Gene Ontology annotation, biological process: carbohydrate metabolic process. Gene Ontology annotation, cellular component: membrane. NCBI's taxonomy places the organism in Eukaryota, Fungi, Mucoromycota, Mucoromycetes, Mucorales, Mucoraceae. The coding region runs from base 1 to 1206 and encodes 401 amino acids. The record is from RefSeq and is a predicted model, not a curated record. The transcript is spliced from 3 exons. Gene Ontology annotation, molecular function: chitin deacetylase activity.
AUGCAGGAUUGUGUGGCUAUUACACUUUGUUUAACAACAAGUUAUUUCGUAUCUGCAGCACCAAGAACUUUAUCAGACACAACCAACGAUUUCCAUAGACGAAGUAGUAGCCCAACAAGCAAUAUUGUCUCUAGAUCAGAUAAAUACAAUCAACUCUCUCCUCAAAACUCCCCCUUUUUCCCAGAUUUACAGAUCCCAGAAGACGUGAUAACUAGCUAUGCCGGUGUAGAUCGUCAUGCCACACUCACUCUGUCUCGUAAACCCCUCGACUUAAGCAAAUACCCAGAACCUUGGUCUAAGCCAGAUAUCUAUCAUCCUGAAGUGCAAGCAGCUAUCCAAGCCAUUGACUGGGACCUGGUACCAGAUGCAUCCAUUCGUCCUGUCAAUGCAUUAGGCGACAUUGACUUUGAUUCCUAUGAUGAGAAUGAAGACACCGAUUGUUGGUGGUCUGCCUCCAACUGCAAGACUCCCAAAGUAAACUAUUUACCUCCCGAUAUUUAUACAUGUCCACGGAAAGGCGAUUGGGGUCUCACCUUUGAUGAUGGUCCCUUUAAUUUACGCGACAGUGAUGAAGAGGACGCUGACGAUGAAAAUCCUUAUGCAGAACCUAUUCUUUAUGACUUUUUGAAAAAGAAUCAUGUUAAAAGUAACCUUUUUUACAUUGGUUCCAAUGUGGUCACCUAUCCUGCUGCUGCUAAACGAGCAUUAAACGAUGGCCACUAUAUUUGUGUCCAUACCUGGUCUCAUCCACCCAUGACAACCCAAACCAACGAAGAAGCUGUGGCAGAACUCUACUGGACACUUCGUGCCAUCAAGGAAGCCACGGGUGUCACACCCAAAUGUUGGAGACCCCCACAAGGUGAUGUCGAUGAUCGUAUUCGAGCCAUUGCUUGGCAAAUGGGUAUGCGUACAGUGCUUUGGGAUAAGGAUACACAAGAUUGGGCUCUUCCUGCUCCCGGUGGUGGGGAUUUACCACCCUCAGAGGUCAACCUAAAGUUUUCCCAAUGGAUAGACGAGGAGAAAUAUGAACAAACGUCCCACGGUACAAUUGUACUUCAACAUGAAUUAAAUAGUGCUACUGUUCGUAUGGCUCAGAAAUGGCUUCCUCAGAUCAAGAAGGUCUUUCAUGUUGUUCCUGCAUUGGCUUGUAAUGGUAUCACUCAGCCCUAUUGGGAGUCUGAUUUUGAAUACCCCUCUCUUUAUUAAAUGCUAUUUUAUACUAUUUAAAUAAAAAUAUAAAAGGAUACCUUUUUUUUUAGAGACAUCAUUUCUUUUUUUUAGAAUUGUGGCGAGUGAGGAUGACUACUAUGUGUUCUUUUGUGUGCUCAUAAAAGACCUUCUUUGUUUCUAUAUUCACUCUGGUAUAAUGCCUUCUUUCAACAAUGCCCGUUACGUUGGGUAGUCAUAACACCAACAGAGUAUAAAAAUUUUGUGAGACAAUAGGACUUGCGUACUUGACAUGAACAAAAUGUUGUCUCAAACAAUGACUAUGGUCAUUACCAGAAAGAAACUGGAAUCGAGAGCAAAGAAAAAAAAAAAAACUGCAGAUCAGGGUUGAUUUCUUCCACGACUUAAAUGACCAAGUAAUGGAAUUCAGCAUUGAUGUACUAUGGUGAUAACGGUAACGCGUUAUAAAAUUCACCUUUCAGGAGUGAUGAUUGACGCGCCCACUCCAAAAAAAAAAAAAAAAAAAAAAAAAAAAAAA